CUAUAUUCGCACCACACACCUACCUCGUGGGUGUCAGUACAUGCGGAGCCUCUCCAACAUGAAGGUCGGCAUCGUCGUCUUGUUGGUGCUCCCCAUCCUCGUGCCGGCCUGGAAUCCGAAAUGCAUUUCCACCCCGGUCGGCUUUGGUCGCAACACCACCGGUGGCUCGGGAGGCAGGACCGUCGUACCCACCAGCCUCAGCCAGCUGACGGACUUCCUCAAGAGCACAGAGAGGCUAAUCAUUGACCUGCAGACGACGUUCGACUUCACCAAGUCGGAGGGCACGGCCAACGACAAAGGGUGCUUCUACAACAACUGUGGCGGCAACGGCCAAAAGUCCCUCAUCCAUGAUUCGACUUCUUGCGCCAACCGGAAUAGCACGACCGUUUCCUACUACAAGGCCGGCACGACUGGGCUGAUCGUGUCCUCGAACAAGACCAUCCGGAGCACCAACGGGAAGGGCGUCCUCGUGGGCAAGGGUCUCCGCAUCAGCCUUGCCAACAACGUCAUCGUCCGCGACAUCACCUUCCAGGACAUCAACCCGCAAGUCAUCUGGGGAGGCGACGCCAUAAUCUUCGACCGAGUGUCCAACGUGUGGAUCCACAACUGCACGUUUAGGCGCAUCGGCCGCAUGCACCUGGUGACGUGGACGUACGCCAACACCGGCAUCACCGUCUCCUCCUGCCAGUUCGACGGCACCACGCCGUACUCCGUGUACUGCGACGGCCAGCACUACUGGCUGUGGCUCUUCUGGGGCACCAACGACCAGAUCACGCUUUUCAACAACCGUGUCUACAACGUGGCGGGCAGGAUCCCUCACGCGUCUGGAACGUCUACAGCGAAAUCUGUGGUUCAUCUGGUGGGUAACGAGUUUGACACAAACAAGCACAACGGUAUGGAGCCGAGGAGAGGAUCGUAUAUUCUCGCCGAGGGGAAUAAGUUCAUCAAUUACAGAAAUGUGGUACUCCCGAGUGCUCAGGGGGGCUUCCUGGAACUUAUCGACACAGCGGCUCAGGCAGCCACCUGCCAAGCCUAUUUCGGACAGUCCUGCAAGGUGAACACGUAUCAGAACACCACCCGGAGUCCAGCCCGCGCGGACAUAGCCGUGCUCAACCAGUUCUCCAAGCUGGACAGAACCGCCAUCAACGGCGCCCGCGCGGCCGUCUGCGAGUAAAAACGGAUGCAAUGCCUAAAGAAACUGCUACAAACUGGG
Molecule: messenger RNA, 1213 nt
Organism: Thrips palmi
Lineage: Eukaryota; Metazoa; Arthropoda; Insecta; Thysanoptera; Thripidae
Product: probable pectin lyase D
Exons: 6
Coding region: 41-1174 (377 amino acids)
Molecular function (GO): pectate lyase activity
Source: RefSeq, a predicted model, not a curated record